CUUCAGAAAAGCAAAGGAGAAGGAGUUUCAUGUGAUUGAUCUGAGUGGUGGAGGAGAAGAAAGUGAUAAUUGACAAAGAAUCUGCAGGAUUUGUCAUUUUGGUUCUGAUCAAUAUUCUGAUAGAGUUUCUGGCAAGUCAGUAAGUGUAGACUUGAUUGAGAUUGGUUGCAAAUGCAAAAAUGAGCUUGGCCUUUCCCAUUUUCAUUGCGUUGAAGCUUGGUUUAAGCUAAGAGGAAACAGUGUAUGUGAAAUCUGCAGUUCUUCAGCACUGAAUGUUCCAGUAAGGUUGACGGAGGAGGAGUGGAGUGAAAUAAGGGACACUACAACGGGUGAAGGAAGAAGACGUGGAAGUGGACAAUCUUGCUGCAUCUUCAUGGUUUUUCUUCUUACUAUCAUUCUCUUUCAUUGGUUCUUCAAGAAGAUGAGUGGUUACUACCAAAACACAUAAAAUUAAUUUGUUAGUUAAUAAGCAUAUAUGUUUGUAACUUGUACAUCCUAUUCUGACUCUAAGACUAUAUGGAGACAGAAGAAGAUAGAAUAUAAUACAAGUUCUUUAGAUCAAACUCUGAUUAAAUUUUUAAGGACUCCAAAUUGGAGAACACCAUUGGACAUAUCUUUUGGAUUAGGAUUCUUAACUAUUCAAAAAAAAAAAAAAUUAUUAUAAUAAUGCUAAGGACUUCAUGGUGAGACUCACCAUUGUGGAUGCUCUUAGGGGUUCCGGAUCUGAAUAGUGAUUUUAAGGAUCCGACGGAUCUGGAUACUAAUCCGGAUAGAAAAUAUUAGGUCUGGAUAUCCCGAUCCGAAUCCAGGCCUAUUAUAUAUUUUUAAAAUAUUAAAAAUGUAAUUAUAUUCAGAUAUGUAUAUUAUAUAUAAUUUUAUAUAUAAUAUAUAAAGUUUUAAUUUUACUUAAUUUUAACAAUUUGUAUACAAAAAUAAUUUUAAAUACUAAAUAAAUUUUUAAUUUGAUUGUUUAAAAGAAUCCGGAACCAGAUAUAUGCGGAUAUUCGAAUUUUGUCUAGAUAUCAUAAUUCUGGAUAUCCGUAAAGUCUGGAUCCGGAUCUGUAUAGCAGUUUUGCAGAUCUGACAAAUCCGGAUUCAGAUAUCCGGAAAUAUCCCGGAUAUCCCAUCCGUCCCACCCCUACAAUUCAUCAUAACAAGGACUAUUUGAAUACACAAUCAAUUUAAGUAGAGUUAAGUAAUGUUUUAAAUAUUUGUUAUUUACUGCCAUCAUUUGUUAUACAUAUAUAACUUUCUUAUGUUCACAGUAGUUGUUGAUUUUGUUUGAUCUAUCUAAUAAGCUACACAAAACCGAUUAAGAAAAUUUGAUUUUUUUUUCUUCUAUUUAUUUAUCUUAUAUUACUAUAUAGUAAGUUAAUUAGUAACCGUUGUUAGAAUUAAGGCAUGUGUGAUUUCAUCUCUAGUACUUCAUAUCUACGUUGAAGUAUUCACAAAAUAAUAUUUUGUUGUCAUCGUCUAUAUAUGAAACGAUGAACUUCUCGUUUGACCAAAAGACGAUCACAUACAGAUGCAUACUAAUUAUAUAUACCAACUUGACCAAUUCAUGUAUUUUACAUAUCUAUUAUAUGUGACAGGACAUUCGCAUGUUAUGUAUAUUUUAAAGAUUGUAAGAAAAAGUCAAAUAUACGCACUCGACAAAAUGUGAUACAAAGAUAUACAUACCAGAGUCACUGGCAUUUUCCGCAAAGAACAAACUCGAGAUUAGCUAUACCAAAGUCAACUAUGUUUGUACAUGCCAACCAUUUUGGUUUCAACGAUGUGUAUAUGAGUUGGCGAAAUCAUUACAAGAGCAUUAUAACAUAUUCUACGUUUUCUCACGACUUAGUAUCGAUGGCUAGUGCUAUAUAUUUCUCACGUAUGCGGUCAUAUUGGUUCGUCUACGAACCAAAAGCAAUUUGGUUAGAGUGGAGUUUUCUCUUUCUUUUUGUAGAACAAUCAACCAACAAAGCAACUAUACCAUCACUUGAAUAAAAAAAUCACGAUUUUGGUAAAUUUAAUAAUUAUUUUGAUAGUGUUCAACUCAAUCGAAGUGUGAAAACAGUUUGGAGAGAGGAUUCUUGUAGAGCGGUCAACUCAAUCGUAGGUCAGACAUUGAGACCAUGAUAAUGAAGUCAAUUUUGUAAAAGGAUUUUGUUUUUUUGUAAUCAACAUAUACAAAUUCAUACUGACUUUACAUACUAGUAACUAUGAAUCCAUGUGAACGACGAAGGACGGUUGUUUUCUGAUACUUCGUACUAGACUAUCCGCCCUGAAAUUCUGCGUUCGAGGUACAUGAAUGAUUUCUGAGUUGAGCAAACUUUCUUUCAUAAUCUUGAUAUCUUUUUUUUUAAAUAAUCUUGAUAUCUUUCAAAUAACUAUAUUAGUUUUCUCAAGGAAAAAGAAUUUAAAAUGGCUAUUUUGACUUACUAUGUAGAUACAUUCAACUAGAUGAUUUAGAAAUAAUAAUUAAUAUAUAUUUUAAUAAAAUUUAGUUUUAAGUUCAUUAGUUUUAAAAAAAUAUAAAGUAAUCUUUGUAAAUUUUUAGUUAUUUUAAGUUUCAAAUUUGCUUGUAUUUAAAUUAUUUUAAUUUUACAAAUUAAUUUUCAUUUUUCUAAAUAAAAAUUUUUGUAAUUUUUCAUCUUUUAAAAAUAAAAUUUGAUAAAAAAAAUUUGGUUUUAGUUAAAAAAAUUGAACUUAUAAAAGAUACUUACUAAACCUAAUAUUGAAUGCUAAUCACUCAAUUAAAUAGUUUAUCACGAUUAAAUUUUAAAUACAAUUCAAUAAUUUAGAAAUUGAUUAGGUUUAUCCUUAUAUUGAGUAAUAAACUUAAAUAUAAGACUUUCAUUAUAGUUUUUAUUUAGUAUUUUAUCUGCAUUCACCAAAUUCGCACCGCGCUUGCAACUUUAUUCAACUAGGAUGAAAUGGAAAGAUCAAAAGAGAGUUUAUGACUUCACAGAACAUUUAUCAAAGAUUAAAACUUAAGUGAGAAAUUAAAAUCUAGGACAAAAAAAGUAACCAACAUUUCUUGUUAGUAGACUUAAUUUUUUUUGGGUCAACGUUAGUAGACUUAAUUGUGCAUUAAUUAUUAUGAUGAAGUUAUGUUACAGACUUACAACUUCACCAAAAUAACGUUCAAUAAAAAGAAAAAAAAAACUUAUUACGUAAUUAGUGUUUACUUUUGGUGUUGUGAAAUUGCUAAAUUAAGGUCACCACCAAAAUAUUAGUAAUGGUUCUUGCGAGCGAAGAAAAAGGACAUGACUAUUGUCUGAUUCAACCCUUCUUCUACGAAAAACAACAACCUAACUAUAUAUUCUGUUAUAUUUUAUUGUUACUCUCUCAUUACAUUAUCUGGGAUCAAAUAUGGUUAGUUUUCGUCCUUUCUAUGGCUUCUAAAUUGAAUAUAUUCGUGAUUUGACUUUUAUCAUUUUACAGGCUUAUAUUGAUGGGCAAGUCGGAUAUAGCGAGGUAAAUUUCAUUACUCGAUUUGAGAAUAGUUACUUGUUUUCUUAUUAUUUAUCUAAUGAACAAGUAAAUGCUCAUGAUAAUUCUUCAAUUGAUUUAGGAAUUUAUCGAGAAUUCAAGGGGAAUGCAACUCCUAACUUGCAAAUGGUUUCCAGUAAAUCAAGAACCAAGAGCUCUCAUUUUCUUUUGCCAUGGCUACGCAAUUGAUUGCAGCACCACCUUUAAAGGUAUAUAUAUAUAUAUAUAUAUAUCAUUCUAGAUAUGCAUCCAUUGAAGAGAAUGAGGAACAAAUAGGUGAAUGUGAACUUUACCUUGCAGAUGUUGCAUCUAAGUUUGCAAAAGAAGGAUUUGGUGUGUAUGGAAUUGAAUAUGAAGGGCAUGGAAGAUCAGGUGGCCUCAAUGUCUACAUUGAUGACUUCGAUCUUCUCAUCAAUGAUGUCUACUCACAUUUCUCCAAAAUAGCUGAAAUGGGAGAAAACCCAAAGAAGAAGAAGUUUUUGAUGGGAGAAUCAAUGGGUGGAGCAGUAGUUCUUCUCUUGCACCGCAAGAAACCGGAGUUUUGGGAAGGAGCUAUCCUUAUUGCUCCUAUGUGUAAGAUUGCUGAAGAGAUGAAACCACCAAAACCAGUUAUAUCUAUGAUGAACUUGGUCAUACAUCUGAUCCCAUCAUGGAAGUCGAUACUUCCAGGACCUGAUAUCAUUAACCUGGCUAUUAAACAGCCGCAUAAGAGACAAGAGAUUAAAGAUAAUCCAAAUUGCUAUAUUGGGAGGCCUCGCAUGAAGACGAUGAGCGAGCUUUUUAGAGUAAGCCUUGAUCUAGAGAAUCGGUUGCACGAGGUGACAAUGCCAUUCAUUGUAUUGCAUGGAGAAGAUGAUAAAGUUACGGAUAAAGAAGCUAGCAAACUGCUUUAUGAGGUGGCUUCCUCCAAUGAUAAGACUCUGAAGCUGUAUCCUGAAAUGUGGCAUAGCCUUCUUUUCGGGGAGCCUUUGGAGAAGUCAGAGAUUGUAUUCAAUGACAUUGUCCAAUGGAUGGAGACAAGAAUCAAUACUCUUCAAGUGAAUGCUAAUAACAACCAUGAAGCAAAAUCUCAAAUCUGAUUUUACUCAUAUUCGGUUUAGAUUAUAUCUAAUAACUAAAUUUUAUUCGCUUUAUAAACUU
Brassica rapa (field mustard) is the source of this 4617-nucleotide messenger RNA. RefSeq names its product caffeoylshikimate esterase. NCBI's taxonomy places the organism in Eukaryota, Viridiplantae, Streptophyta, Magnoliopsida, Brassicales, Brassicaceae. The record is from RefSeq and is a predicted model, not a curated record.